UUCUGUCCCUACAUAUAACCGCCUGCAAACGCCCUACGAGUCUCUAACCGGAUCAGUCAGUGACUGGGUGAAACUCUCUUCUCCGCGUUGCCAGGCACAGCUGUAUUUAGCAGUCACCAUCUGAACCUGAGCAGAUUACAAAUCUGUGCUUGCCACCAGGGUGAGAGCUCUGGAGGUAGCAAGAACGGUGUCUCUGCGGAGCCAGCGCCCGAGUCCCAGUCAGCCUCCAACCUAUCUUCCACGCUGAGGUAAACGCCCCUCCUUAGGUUGUAGGUGUUCUUCCUUAAAAGAACGGUUCCCUUCCCGCCCAGGAAAUUUGAGCGGCUCGCAUCUUCAAGGGUUGGCUCUGAGAAAAGCGAUGCAAUAUCAGCCGGUCCCGAAACACAAGAAAAGAAAUUCUGUAAAUCAGGCCAGAAAACGCCACCAGAAACCAGACUCCCAGGAAAACCAAUAGAGUGGGAACCAACGGAGUGGGACGUGCCAGGGAAGUUGACGACACCGGAAGUCAUGUGGCGCAGGUCGGCCCGAAUCCAUCAUCUCGGUAGUCGAUUUUCAACCUCAUACUGCUCUGGCGGGCUCCUCUGAGAUCCGCUGUUCGGUGCUCAACUCGCCCGUGCUGCUGCCGUCGCCGAAGGAGGGGCAAAGCUCAAGAUGGCGGACAAAACGCCAGGCGGAUCUCAGAAGGCCAGUUCGAAGACCAGAUCAUCAGAUGUUCAUUCAUCUGGAUCUUCAGAUGCACAUAUGGAUGUAUCUGGACCAUCAGACAGUGAUAUGCCAAGUCGGACACGACCUAAGAGCCCAAGAAAGCAUAAUUAUAGGAAUGAAAGUGCCCGUGAAAAUCUUUGUGAUUCUCCUCAUCAGAAUCUUUCAAGACCUCUUCUGGAAAACAAACUUAAAGCAUUCAGUAUUGGUAAAAUGAGUACAGCCAAGAGAACUUUAAGUAAGAAGGAACAAGAAGAAUUAAAGAAAAAGGAAGAUGAAAAGGCAGCUGCUGAAAUUUAUGAGGAAUUUCUUGCUGCUUUUGAAGGAAGUGAUGGUAAUAAAGUAAAAACUUUUGUGCGAGGAGGUGUUGUUAAUGCAGCUAAAGAAGAACAUGAAACAGAUGAAAAAAGAGGUAAAAUCUAUAAGCCAUCUUCAAGAUUUGCAGAUCAAAAAAAUCCUCCAAAUCAGUCUUCCAAUGAAAGACCACCAUCUCUUCUGGUGAUAGAAACCAAAAAACCUCCAUUGAAGAAAGGGGAGAAAGAAAAGAAAAAAAGCAAUUUGGAACUCUUCAAAGAAGAAUUAAAACAAAUUCAAGAAGAACGUGAUGAAAGACAUAAAACAAAAGGCAGGUUAAGUCGAUUUGAGCCUCCUCAAUCAGAUUCUGAUGGUCAGCGUCGUUCUAUGGAUGCACCUUCAAGAAGAAAUAGAUCAUCUGGUGUUCUUGAUGAUUAUGCACCUGGCUCACAUGAUGUAGGAGAUCCAAGUACCACUAAUUUAUACCUUGGAAACAUUAAUCCACAGAUGAAUGAAGAAAUGCUGUGCCAAGAAUUUGGAAGAUUUGGACCAUUGGCUAGUGUGAAAAUUAUGUGGCCUAGAACUGAUGAAGAAAGAGCAAGAGAGAGAAAUUGUGGCUUUGUGGCUUUUAUGAAUAGACGAGAUGCUGAAAGAGCUUUAAAAAAUUUAAAUGGAAAAAUGAUUAUGUCUUUCGAAAUGAAGUUAGGUUGGGGUAAAGCAGUACCAAUUCCUCCACAUCCAAUAUACAUUCCUCCUUCUAUGAUGGAACAUACGCUUCCCCCACCUCCAUCUGGACUGCCUUUUAACGCGCAGCCUAGAGAGCGGUUAAAAAACCCCAAUGCUCCCAUGUUACCACCACCUAAAAACAAGGAGGAUUUUGAGAAGACUCUGUCGCAAGCCAUAGUCAAAGUGGUUAUCCCAACAGAAAGGAAUUUGCUCGCCCUGAUACAUCGAAUGAUAGAGUUUGUUGUACGUGAAGGGCCGAUGUUUGAAGCUAUGAUUAUGAACAGAGAAAUCAACAAUCCUAUGUUCAGGUUCUUAUUUGAAAACCAGACACCAGCCCAUGUUUACUACAGGUGGAAGCUUUAUUCUAUUCUGCAGGGAGAUUCUCCAACUAAAUGGCGGACAGAGGAUUUUCGUAUGUUCAAAAAUGGAUCUUUUUGGAGGCCACCCCCAUUAAAUCCGUACCUUCAUGGAAUGUCAGAAGAGCAAGAAACAGAAGCAUUUGUAGAGGAGCCUAGUAAAAAGGGAGCACUCAAAGAAGAACAGAGGGACAAAUUAGAGGAAAUCUUAAGAGGAUUGACUCCGAGGAAAAAUGACAUCGGAGAUGCAAUGGUUUUCUGUCUUAAUAAUGCUGAAGCUGCUGAAGAAAUAGUAGAUUGCAUUACUGAAUCAUUAUCCAUCUUAAAGACACCUCUUCCUAAAAAGAUUGCCAGAUUAUAUUUGGUUUCUGACGUUUUGUACAACUCUUCAGCCAAAGUUGCCAAUGCUUCGUAUUAUAGAAAAUUUUUUGAAACAAAGUUAUGCCAGAUAUUUUCAGACCUUAAUGCUACCUAUCGUACAAUUCAAGGCCAUUUACAAUCUGAGAAUUUUAAGCAACGGGUAAUGACUUGCUUCAGAGCAUGGGAAGAUUGGGCAAUUUAUCCAGAACCAUUUUUGAUCAAACUACAGAAUAUUUUCUUAGGACUUGUAAAUAUUAUUGAGGAAAAGGAAACAGAGGAUGUACCAGAUGAUCUUGAUGGUGCUCCCAUUGAGGAAGAGCUUGAUGGUGCGCCUCUGGAAGAUGUGGAUGGAAUUCCCAUUGAUGCUACUCCCAUUGAUGAUCUCGAUGGAGUUCCUAUAAAAAAUCUUGAUGAUGAUCUGGAUGGAGUGCCUUUGGAUGCAACAGAAGACUCCAAGAAGAAUGAGCCUAUAUUUAAGGUUGCUCCAUCAAAAUGGGAAGCUGUUGAUGAAUCUGAAUUGGAAGCACAGGCUGUAACAACUUCUAAGUGGGAGUUAUUUGACCAGCAUGAAGAAUCAGAAGAAGAAGAAAAUCAAAAUCAAGAAGAAGAGAGUGAAGAUGAAGAAGAUACUCAAAGUUCCAAAUCUGAAGAACAUCAUUUGUACUCUAAUCCAAUCAAAGAAGAAAUGACUGAGUCUAAGUUCUCUAAGUACUCAGAAAUGAGUGAGGAAAAACGGGCAAAACUUCGUGAAAUUGAGCUCAAAGUUAUGAAGUUUCAAGAUGAGUUGGAAUCUGGAAAGAGACCUAAAAAACCAGGACAGAGUUUCCAAGAGCAAGUUGAGCACUACAGAGAUAAACUUCUUCAACGAGAGAAAGAGAAAGAAUUAGAAAGAGAACGAGAAAGAGACAAGAAGGAUAAAGAAAAAUUGGAAUCUCGAUCCAAAGACAAGAAGGAAAAAGAUGAAUGCACUCCAACAAGGAAAGAAAGGAAAAGACGGCACAGUACAUCCCCCAGCCCAUCUCGCAGUAGCAGUGGUAGACGAGUGAAAUCACCAUCACCAAAAUCAGAGCGAUCAGAGCGUUCAGAAAGAUCUCACAAGGAAAGCUCACGGUCCAGGUCAUCUCACAAAGAUUCUCCUAGAGAUGUUAGCAAAAAAACCAAAAGAUCACCGUCUGGUUCAAGGACGCCUAAGAGGUCUAGGCGAUCGCGGUCUAGAUCCCCUAAAAAAUCAGGGAAGAAAUCCAGAUCUCAGUCCCGCUCUCCACACAGGUCUCAUAAAAAGUCAAAGAAAAACAAACACUGACAUCCAUUUUUAACAUGCUGUCCCUUUAUGGAAAUGCGAUUUUGUUUGUGCCUGAAUGGUCUGUUUUUUUAAAAAAAGAACAAAACAAAAAAAUCAAAUGAAAGAGCAUUCCUGGGUUUUUUUUGUUUGUUUGUUGGUGAAUGCAUGUGUAAACUCAUGAGUAACUGCAUCAUCUGUAGACCUGUCAUUGUUUUAUAUUGUAUAAAUUACUUUCAUUGUGGCUGUUUCUCAAGAUGAAAUUUUUACUGUGCUAAUGAAUUUCAUCAGAAAUAUGUAUAAUGGAUCUGCUGGCAGUAGUAGUAUUUUGUUUUAGGAUGUUGUGAUUUAGCAAAGAUAAUACAGAUGUCUUCCCCCCUUUUGUAGCUUUGACAGUUUGAAUUAGAUUUCAAAUAAAAUCUGAACAGAAAACUAUAAUGUUGUUUUUUUGCCCAGUUGAUGGUACAAGUCCCUUAAAGUCCUACUAAGUGAAUUUGGCGCUACCGAUGUGUUUCUUAUAAUGCACUUUAUAAUCUUCAGUGUUUAAGUAGCUAAAGUUUUACAUUUACAAAGAUGGCUAUUGAAAUUAAGGGACCUAAGAUUCCUACUUGAUAGAUUUGCUAACCAAAUUCUUCAAAAAUGUUUUCUUAGAUAAUGCCAGUACUUAGAGAUCAAAAGACAUAAGUGGAUGUGGCAUGGUGUUUUAUUAAUGGAAUCGUGCCUGGCUAAAACAUGUUUCUUUUUUUUCAAGAAGCAAUAUGAUUUCACUACUCUUAACCCUUAUCUUGAGUAACUGCUUAUUUUUAGGAGAAAAUUAAAUCUCUGUCUUUUGACUUUAUCAUGAAAGAAGUUUAUUUAUAAAAAGAAAAUUUCUAAAAAGAUCUAGCCAUAGAAUUCUUUUGUAUGAUAGUUGCCCUUUUAUAAUUUUCUGUAAACUGUUUCAAACACUGAUACUAGAAUAUUUCUACAAAUUUAUGUUUAAAACAGCUUUUAAAAAACUUGGUUUUAGGUCUAGUUUCCAGUAAAAUUUAAAAAUAAAAUGAUUUUUAGGAAAUUUAGCAUCUGAUGGUUUAUGAAUUAAGGUGCAGGAAGUUGAUAUGGAUCGUUUACAGAGUUAAAUUCUAUUAUGAGAAUAAAAUUGCUCCAGUGUGAGUAAGGAAACUUGUAUAAUGUUGAUAAUAUUGCUAUAAAUAAAGGGUUACAUAGAAUUGAA
This is a messenger RNA of Octodon degus (degu), 4930 nucleotides long. RefSeq names its product U2 snRNP associated SURP domain containing (gene U2surp). The coding region runs from base 652 to 3741 and encodes 1029 amino acids. Gene Ontology annotation, molecular function: RNA binding. The transcript has 28 exons. Gene Ontology annotation, biological process: RNA processing. Gene Ontology annotation, cellular component: nucleus. Lineage: Eukaryota; Metazoa; Chordata; Mammalia; Rodentia; Octodontidae. The record is from RefSeq and is a predicted model, not a curated record.